Acanthopagrus latus (yellowfin seabream) is the source of this 739-nucleotide messenger RNA. Its product is annotated as cytochrome c oxidase assembly factor 3 homolog, mitochondrial. Gene Ontology annotation, biological process: mitochondrial respiratory chain complex IV assembly. The transcript has 2 exons. NCBI's taxonomy places the organism in Eukaryota, Metazoa, Chordata, Actinopteri, Spariformes, Sparidae. The coding region runs from base 52 to 336 and encodes 94 amino acids. The record is from RefSeq and is a predicted model, not a curated record. Gene Ontology annotation, cellular component: mitochondrial inner membrane.
CGGUUCGGGGGCAGUUCACGAGUCCAGGCAGCUGAUUACCCAAACAAAGUCAUGGCGGAGACGGGAGCGGGAGCGGGGGGACCUGGCAAACCGCUGCCGACAGCGGCGGAGAAACAGCUCCUCCGCCGCCGCCGACAGGAGCUCGACUACUGGAAGAACAACGCAGCGCGGCUCGGCCGCCGGAACCUGCUGACGGGCCUGACCAUCGGAGCGUUCGUGGUGGGCAUGUUCAGCUACACCAUCCUGUCUGUCAAACAGGAGAGAAUCAUGGAGGAGCUGGAUGAUGAAGCCAAGAUCCACAUCGUCAGAGGGCCACGGACCGGAGCCAACUCCUGAUGACACUGACCAUGAACGGUCCUGGCCUGCCUCCUCUCUGAGGCAGGCUGAGCGGGCAGGGCUUAUGUUUGAUUCCCAUAGACUGUAUGGUGCCUGAAGCGCUGGCUUGUGAUGUGUCACAAUUUCUGUUUCAAAAAUGUAUGAACAUCUGUUAUUGACAUUGUACAUUUUGUUUGUUUGUUUCCAUUUGAUUCAAAUGAAAUGUAAGCUUAACCCGGAAAGUCAGUGGAACAUUGCACCGCAGGUCUGCAGGACGUGUAAGAAUGUGAAAUUUCUUUUCAGGCAAGCAAUUCUGUGUAUAGAGAUAAUAAAGUUUCCAAUGAUGGUGCAUAAUGCAAAUUGAGCUUUUUUGAAAUAUGUAACUACUUAUUAUAUAUAUUAACAUUAUAACAUGAUCAUUUUA